CACGCGGCACCGCUUCCUUGCCACCUAACCUCGAUGUCGCGCCCACCGUUGAACCCAGAUCAGACAGCUGCAGGCAUUGCUAUUGACCCCCAAACUCUCGAGCGCGUCAUUCCAGAAUCACGACGGCCAGAUGGAACGAUCCGUAAGCAGAUAAAAAUUCGUCCUGGGUUCACUCCUCAGGAAGACGUGCGCCGGUUCAGGGGCACUAAGCAGGCUCAGAUGGAUGCCAAUGUGCUGCCGAAGGGGCAUAUCGUCGGGUGGGCACCACCACCUUCAACUUCGAGUUCUGGUGCAGGGGAGAAAUCAUUGAGUAAGAGUGCGAAGAAGAACGCGAAGCGGAAGGAAAAGCGGGAAGAGAAGAAGAAUGAGAUCAUCAAGGAUAGCUGGGAGGAUGACGAUGAAGGAGAGACGCCAGUGAAGGAGACCAUGACUACAGCGGCGACCUCAUCCUCUUCAGACUCUACUGCAGUUUUGACACCCGAACCAGCACCGUCGACAGCGACGACUACAUCUACAUCUACAUCUACGGAUGCCCUUGCUUCGAAACUCAAAAAACUUGAGGUUAAAUGAGACUUGUUACAUUACAAUAAGUGUUUAACAGCUAUAAGGUGUGAGGGGGAUGAUACAGUGUAGAUUAUAUGCUUCUACAUUACAUACUUCUUGUCCAAGGUAUAGAUCUUCUAUGUGACCCAGUCAAUCUUCUCUAGCCCAUCGCCCGUUUCAUGCACAGGAUUAGGAGACUGUGGAGAGGGUGUAUGG
Molecule: messenger RNA, 759 nt
Organism: Guyanagaster necrorhizus
Lineage: Eukaryota; Fungi; Basidiomycota; Agaricomycetes; Agaricales; Physalacriaceae
Exons: 2
Coding region: 34-570 (178 amino acids)
Biological process (GO): exon-exon junction complex disassembly
Cellular component (GO): cytoplasm; exon-exon junction complex
Molecular function (GO): RNA binding
Source: RefSeq, a predicted model, not a curated record